Rhododendron vialii is the source of this 1908-nucleotide messenger RNA. Its product is annotated as homeobox protein knotted-1-like 1. NCBI's taxonomy places the organism in Eukaryota, Viridiplantae, Streptophyta, Magnoliopsida, Ericales, Ericaceae. Bases 562 to 1506 code for a protein of 314 amino acids. Gene Ontology annotation, biological process: regulation of DNA-templated transcription. Gene Ontology annotation, molecular function: DNA-binding transcription factor activity, RNA polymerase II-specific; DNA binding. The transcript has 6 exons. The record is from RefSeq and is a predicted model, not a curated record. Gene Ontology annotation, cellular component: nucleus.
CUCUCUCUCUCUCUCCCAAACACAAAAGCUAAUCAUCUUCUCCCACCUUCUCUCUCUCUCUCUCCCCCCCCCCCCCCCUUUCUGCUUUCCUUCCCCACUCAAGUCCGGUCUUUGUCACCUUCAAUUCUCAGGUGUACAAAUUGUCUCACAGGUAGUUUUCUCAAGCCCCCACCCCCCUCUCUCUCUCUCUAGAAAUUUUAAGUUCUUCGGAAAUUCAUAUGUGUCUUGCCUUUUGAAAUUCUAUCUCCAGAUCAGUACUACUCUUAACUGUUCAGGCUUCUGUUCUUUUUUAGGGAUUCCGCGAAGUUGAAAUUCCCGCAUUAAAGGGGAGCUGGAACCGGAUGACAGAUUAAGGCCUGAGAAAGCUCGAAUUAUUGAUCCUCUCGAAAUCGCAGCCGUCGAUCUUCCGGGACUUUUGUUCCUCUAAAAUUCUAGCCAAUUAAUUCAAAUUCUAGUUAAUGAAGCUUGAUCGGGACUGUAGCUCAAUUAUUGGGGGACGACUCUCAUGAACAUUCGAUCAUUCUCAACGCAAUAUUAUUGUGUACUAGUCUAUUUAAGUCAAUGGACGAACUGUACAGGCUGCACUCGUCGAUUUCGUUCUCAAACGAUGUUACUGGAAUCGGAAAUUUCCCGAACAGUAGUAUGAGUACUGGAUUUCACGGCCAAAUUGACAGCAUGCUCCGGUUCGAGACGGUGAAUAUGGAGGUUGCCGCCGGAUCGGAGAUAUCCGAUCUCGUAAAAGCUCAGAUCGCCAAUCAUCCGCUGUACCCUAACCUUGUUUCUGCCUAUAUCGAAUGCCGAAAGGUGGGAGCGCCGCCGGAGAUGGCUUCACUUCUGGAGGAAAUUGGUAAAGAGAAUCUUCCGAUAAGCAAUUGCUGUGAGAUCGGAGCCGAUCCGGAACUAGACGAAUUUAUGGAAUCGUACUGCGAGGUACUACACAAGUACAAAGAGGAGCUGUCGAAGCCGUUCGAUGAAGCCACGACGUUCUUGACCAACAUCGAGUCACAGCUCAGUAACCUCUGCAAGGAGACGCUGACGUUAACCUCCGGGAACAUACAUUCGGAUGAAGAUGCAGGAUCUUCGGAGGGGGACCUGAGCUGUGGAGGAGAGGGGGAAGCAGCUGAAAGUCAAGAAUCUUCUGGUGCCCGUCCAGGCGACCAGGAGCUUAAAGAAAUGCUAUUGCGUAAGUAUAGUGGUUAUCUCAGCAGCCUGAGAAAGGAGUUUCUGAAGAAAAGAAAGAAAGGAAAGCUACCAAAGGAUGCAAGGACCGCGCUGCUGGACUGGUGGAACACACAUUACAGAUGGCCAUACCCUACGGAAGAGGAGAAAACAAAAUUGUCAGAAGUUACUGGGUUAGGCCAAAAGCAGAUCAACAACUGGUUCAUUAACCAGAGAAAAAGGCAUUGGAAACCAUCUGAAGACAUGAGAUUUGCUCUCAUGGAAGGUGUCAGUGGCAGUGUUGGGUACUUUGACAAUGCAGGAGGGACUGGAAGUGUGGAUAUUUGAACUGACAACAAGAUUAUAGUGAAGUUGAUAUUUCUGGGCACAUCCUAUAACUUAAGUCAUGGAGCCUACUACCUGAAGGGGGAAAGUGGUGUGCUUAAUCCUUCAUCAAGUGGAAAGGAUUUUACUUUUAUCUAAUUUAUAGUAUGUGUGGAAUUUUUCCUGUACAAGGGGGCAAAACUCUUAUUUUGUCCCUUGUUAUUUCAAUUUCAUGUGGUACUCAUUACAUGUACUCCAUAACUCAUGUACAAAGCAUAUGAAAUGCCAAUUUCUUAGGUGCAGUCUAUGUGUUCUUGUUUUGUUUUCCUUCUAAACAAAACAGAACUGGUAGAUAAUGUUCGAAUCUGUUAAAACAGUUGUAUGACUUGGUGAAGUUCAAUCAAAGUGAGACUAAAACCAUAAGCA